Messenger RNA from Aspergillus heteromorphus CBS 117.55, 1140 nucleotides. RefSeq names its product putative mitochondrial phosphate carrier protein. The coding region runs from base 1 to 1140 and encodes 379 amino acids. NCBI's taxonomy places the organism in Eukaryota, Fungi, Ascomycota, Eurotiomycetes, Eurotiales, Aspergillaceae. Gene Ontology annotation, molecular function: phosphate transmembrane transporter activity. Gene Ontology annotation, cellular component: mitochondrial inner membrane. The record is from RefSeq and is a predicted model, not a curated record. Gene Ontology annotation, biological process: mitochondrial phosphate ion transmembrane transport. The transcript has 6 exons.
AUGUUUCCCUCCGAUCGUGAUAUCGCCAGCGCGUUCGCGCCCCAGAAUCCUCUGGGUCAGCCCAAACAGCCCCAGACACCGGAAGCGGCGGGAGUAAAGAGGCGGGAGCUGUUCCCCGCCUGGAACGUUGUUGAGGAUACCAAGAACAAGGCCAAUGCUAUCGCCAAAGAAGCGACCCGGGAGAUCGAUGCUGCCAGCCAAAAAGCCCAAGCGAAGGCCGGCAAGAUCGAACCAUGGACUCCCAAGUAUUAUGCGGCUUGCACAUUCGGUGGAAUUCUGGCCUGCGGUAUCACUCACACUGCUGUGACCCCCCUAGACCUGAUCAAGUGCCGUCGCCAGGUCGACCCUCUUCUUUACAAGAGCAAUGCGGAGGCGUUCCGUAAAAUCCGCGGUGCAGAGGGCCUUCGAGGCGUGUUCACUGGUUGGGGGCCAACCUUCUUCGGAUACAGCGCCCAAGGAGCGUUCAAGUACGGUGGUUAUGAGUACUUCAAGAAGUUCUACAGCGACCUUGUCGGGGUUGAGAAUGCGGCUCGAUGGAAGACGUCCCUGUACCUGGCAGCCAGUGCAUCAGCGGAGAUCAUCGCCGAUGUAGCCCUCUGCCCGUUUGAAUCCGUCAAAGUGCGCAUGCAGACGACUAUUCCGCCGGAUAUCCGGUCAACCUUCACUGGAAUCUCGGGCAUUGUUAGCAAAGAAGGCGUGUCCGGUCUCUACAAAGGACUUUACCCUCUCUGGGGACGACAGAUUCCGUACACCAUGAUGAAGUUCGCUUCCUUCGAAACCAUCGUCGAGAUGAUCUAUAACGCCCUGCCGGGCCAGAAGUCCGACUACAACAAGGGCGCACAGACUGGAGUUGCCUUCACGGGUGGUUACCUGGCGGGUAUUCUUUGCGCUGCCAUCUCUCACCCGGCCGACGUGAUGGUCAGCAAGCUAAAUGCGAACCGCAAGCCUGGCGAGGCAUUUGGGGCCGCGACAAGCCGGAUCUACAAGGACAUUGGCUUCCGGGGUCUCUGGAACGGCCUCCCGGUCCGUAUUGUGAUGGUUGGAACUUUGACCGGACUGCAGUGGAUGAUUUACGACUCAUUCAAGAUCUUCAUGGGUCUGCCAACCACCGGCGGAGGACCCCCCGCGGAGAAGAAAUGA